Messenger RNA from Penicillium hordei, 1275 nucleotides. It is a transcript of the gene cdpNPT, whose product is annotated as putative dimethylallyl tryptophan synthase. Gene Ontology annotation, biological process: alkaloid metabolic process. The coding region runs from base 1 to 1275 and encodes 424 amino acids. Lineage: Eukaryota; Fungi; Ascomycota; Eurotiomycetes; Eurotiales; Aspergillaceae. The transcript is spliced from 2 exons. The record is from RefSeq and is a predicted model, not a curated record. Gene Ontology annotation, molecular function: transferase activity, transferring alkyl or aryl (other than methyl) groups.
AUGACAGUGUCUUCCACUAGCCAGACUCUCAAGGUCUCUGUGCCAGCGGUCGCCCCAGAGGCAGAUAUGCCCCAUCGCACGCUGAGCAAGUCGAUGACCUUUGCCAAUUUGGACCAAUACCAAUACUGGCAUGCCGUCGGUCCAAUUCUGGGGAGAAUGCUCUCCAACGGCAACUACGGCAUCCACCAGCAAUAUGAAUAUUUGUGUCUAUUUGCGCAUGUUAUAAUUCCAAAGCUGGGACCCUUUCCUGGCGGAAGAGAUAUAUACAAAUGUCUGCUCGGAGGCACCGGCUCCGUGGAGCUCAGUCAGAACGUCCAAAAAUUGGGCCUGACUACACGGGUUGCGUUCGAGCCCACAAGCUACAUUGCUAGCACUGGAGUCGACCCGCUCAAUCGACACACGGUACACGCUACCCUGGCCGAGUUGAGGGCUAUCGGGUCUGCCACCGUUGACAUGGAGCUACAUCAAAUCCUCGUCAAUGAGCUGACUUUGACGGACCGCGAGGAAAAUCUCAUGUCCCCGGAAGCUAUCUCGGGAACUGCGUGGAAGACGCAAAUUCUGCUUGCUUUGGACUUGGGCCAGACUGGCAUCACUGUCAAGGAGUAUUUCUACCCUGCACUUAAGGCUUCUGUGACUGGGCAAAGUGUGGCCAAACUGUGCUUUUCUGCUAUUCGCAAAGUGGACAAGCAAGGAGAUUUCGAACCAUCGAGUAAGGUCAUUGAGGCCUAUAUGCAAACCCAGAGCCAGACAGACCUUUACUUUUUGUCCUGUGAUUUGGUUGAUCCAGCGCAAACUCGGAUCAAGCUUUACCUAAUGGAGCUAGACAUGAGGUUGGCAAAGGUCGAGGAGCACUGGACAAUGGGCGGUAAGCUCAAUGACGAAGAGACAUUGCUUGGACUGAAAAUGCUGCGAGAACUGUGGGUGGAGUUCGGGAUUAUCGAAGGCAUGCGAAAUGAGCCGGAGCGGCCAUCACUGCCUGGAGAUCCCGACACUAUCGUUCCCUUCAUCAUGAACUAUGAGAUGAACCCCGGCGAGGCAUUGCCUAAGCCUAAGUUCUACUUCCCCUUGGUCGGCAUUUCGGAGCUGAAAAUCGCCAAUGUGCUCACAGCAUUCUUUGAGCGCUAUGAUAUGCCUGACCAGGCCGCAGUCUAUCGCGACAAUUUGCAGACAUACUACCCCAGCAAGGAUUUGGCUAUUGCAACGGAUCAUCAGGCAUGGCUGUCCUUCUCAUACACCAAGAAGAAGGGACCAUAUCUCACCAUGUACUAUCACUAG